CGGGGAACUUCAAGAUGGCCGCGCCCAUGAAGCCGGAUUUCUAGAUUUUCGACAAAUUCCUUUCAAUUACAUCUCAGGAUAGUGAAGACUAGGACACCUGUGAUAAUCAAUCUUCUAGACAUUCUGUAGAGGCAAAAUGAGUUGUCAAGAACUCCAAGAGGAAGAGAUUGGGGUGUUGCAGUCAAUUUAUGAUGGAGAUGAAAACUUCAAGCAAAUUAAUGAGAAAACUUAUCAAUACAAGAUAGGAGAAGAUGGUCAUUUCAAAUCCUUUGUCUUGGAGAUCUCUUGGGGUGAAAAUUAUCCAGAUGAAAUGCCGGAUAUCAACCUGAAUGCCUUUUAUAAUAAACAUGUACAACAGGAAGUAAAGGAAACAAUAAUAGAAAAACUCAAAGAGCAGGCAGAUAUGUUCAUUGGGUCAGCUGUGACUUAUACACUUUUUGAACACGCAAAAGAAAAUCAUGAGGAGUUAAUGGAGAGGCAAAAAGAGCAGAUUAUAGUGAAUACUGAGGAAUCCAAAGAAGAGGCUGAUUCUGUGCAAUCUCUGGGGAAAAAGAAGGAGAAAAAAGAACAGUGGACAAAAUCACAGAAACGCAAAUAUUAUGAUAGAAUAGACUGUAAAGGAGAACGAGCAAGAGGUUGGAACUGGGUGGAUGUGAUCAAACAUCUCAGCCAGACUGGAUCAGCAGACAACUGAGACGUGGAUGUGAUCAAACAUCUCAGCCAGACUGGAUCAGCAGACAACUGAGACGUGGUGCUACAUGGAAACUCAAGGCUCAUAUGAACAUGCUCAUACACUUGCAUUGUUCAUGUUUGGGCUAUUUUUGCAAAACAUCGUCCAAAAAUUGGGCAGAUUGUGUAUAGAUGGUGAUUGGUUUCGGUAACUUCUGAAGGGAACUGCGUGUUCGAAGAAACA
Messenger RNA from Lineus longissimus, 913 nucleotides. RefSeq names its product RWD domain-containing protein 4-like. The coding region runs from base 137 to 694 and encodes 185 amino acids. The transcript has 7 exons. The record is from RefSeq and is a predicted model, not a curated record. Gene Ontology annotation, molecular function: protein binding. Lineage: Eukaryota; Metazoa; Nemertea; Pilidiophora; Heteronemertea; Lineidae.